Thunnus maccoyii (southern bluefin tuna) is the source of this 2968-nucleotide messenger RNA. It is a transcript of the gene ehd4, whose product is annotated as EH-domain containing 4. Gene Ontology annotation, biological process: endocytosis; endosomal transport. Gene Ontology annotation, molecular function: GTP binding; protein binding; calcium ion binding. Gene Ontology annotation, cellular component: plasma membrane; cytoplasm. The record is from RefSeq and is a predicted model, not a curated record. Bases 236 to 1876 code for a protein of 546 amino acids. Lineage: Eukaryota; Metazoa; Chordata; Actinopteri; Scombriformes; Scombridae. The transcript has 8 exons.
CACACACACACACACACACACACAGAGGAGGCAGUGUGUUCAGAGCAGCGGAGACUCCCAGGUGCCAAACACACAGUGACGCACACCAACACAGAGACACACUUUCCUCCGCUCAGCCUGAAGGACGAACUGAGCGAACAGGAGCCGAAAACCGCUGGAGGAUUUGGAAAUAUCGAAACAGGGAAGUUGGAUCUGAGCGCGUCGCUGUCAGCGGAGGAACAGUCCGGUCAUCAGCAUGUUCAGCUGGGUGAAACAGGAGCAAGGUGGACGCAACAAGGAAGGAGAGAUGUACCAGACGGUGACGGAGGGGCUGCAGACCCUUUACACCAAGAAGCUGCUGCCGCUGGAGGAGACCUACCUCUUCCAUGACUUCCACUCUCCGGCCCUGGAGGCCGCCGACUUCCAGAGCAAGCCCAUGGUGCUGCUGGUCGGCCAGUACUCCACCGGGAAAACCACCUUCAUCAGGUAUCUGUUGGAGCAUGAUUUUCCGGGGAUGCGGAUCGGUCCGGAGCCGACCACAGACGGCUUCAUCGCGGUGAUGUACGGCGAGAACGAGGGCGUCGUCCCUGGCAACGCCCUGGUGGUCGACCCCAAGAAGCCCUUCAGGAAGCUGAAUGCGUUCGGAAACUCCUUCCUCAACAGGUUUAUCUGCUCUCAGAUGCCCAAUCAGGUUCUUCAGAGCAUCAGCAUCAUCGACACUCCCGGCAUCCUCUCCGGAGAGAAACAACGAAUCAGCAGAGGUUAUGACUUUGCGGAGGUCCUGCGGUGGUUCGGCGAGCGGGUCGAUCGCAUCAUUCUGCUGUUCGAUGCUCACAAACUGGACAUUUCUGACGAAUUCUCUGAGGCCAUCAGAGCCUUCAAAGGUCAAGACGACAAGAUCCGAGUCGUCCUCAACAAGGCUGACCAGGUGGACACGCAGCAGCUGAUGCGGGUGUACGGCGCCCUCAUGUGGUCACUGGGGAAGGUGAUCAACACUCCAGAGGUGGUGAGAGUUUACCUGGGCUCCUUCUGGGCCAAACCGCUGCAGAACACUGAGAACAGGCGUCUGUUUGAGGCGGAGUCUCAGGAUCUGUUCAGGGACAUUCAGAGUCUUCCGAGGAACGCGGCGCUCCGUAAACUGAACGACCUCAUCAAGAGGGCGAGGCUGGCCAAGGUGCACGCUUACAUCAUCAGCUACCUGAAGAAGGAGAUGCCGUCUCUGUUCGGGCGGGAGAAGAAGAAGGAGGAGCUGAUCAUGAGGCUGCCGGAGAUCUACACCAUCCUGCAGAGAGAGCAUCACAUCAGCCCCGGAGACUUCCCCAACGUUGCCAAGAUGCAGGACAUGCUGCAGCACUACGACUUCAGUAAGUUCCCGUCUCUGAAGAUGAAGCUGAUCGAGUCGGUGGAUAAGAUGUUGGCCACUAAGAUCGCCGUGCUGAUGGCCAUGAUCCGGGAGGAGGAGUCCAAGCAGCCGCCGGCCAUGGUGUCGGGCGGCGCCUUCGAGGGUUCCCAGGACGGGCCCUUCGGUCAGGGCUACGGCGAGGGCAUCAGCGCCGGGGCCGACGCCGAGGACUGGAUCGUCAGCCGGGACAAGCACCGCUACGACGAGAUCUUCUACACGCUGAUGCCCGUCAACGGCAAGAUCACCGGCGUCAACGCCAAGAAGGAGAUGAUGAACUCGCGGCUGCCCAACACCGUGCUGGGGAAGAUCUGGAAGCUGGCCGACUGCGACAAGGACGGCAUGCUGGACGACGAGGAGUUCGCCCUCGCUCAGCACCUCAUCAAGAUCAAACUGGAGGGCUACGAGCUGCCCACCGAGCUGCCCGACCACCUGGUGCCUCCGAUUCACCGCAAAAACCCCACCGCGGACGCCCUGUACAACCACAGCGAGGACUAGAGCCGACGGUGCGCCGAGACUGACGCCAAAGAGACCGACUGAGCAGAGGAGAUAUCAUCAACGUGUCUGCUGCUGAUGUUCAGACUGACAGAGAAACACAUCAGCAAACCGCCUGCUCCAGGAGGUCAAGGGUCAAAAAUAUAACUGUCCAGCAAACACACAAGCAAAGUGACUGAGGAAAUAUUACACUUUUAUUUGAUAAGGUUUUAUGUAAAGUGCAUUUCAGCUGAUUUCAAGACACCAAAAGAUGACUUCCUGCAUAAUGUAGCCUCGUAUUUUACUAAUUCUGGUUUAAUUUGGACUUUUAAUCAUGAAAGAAGAAAGUAUCCUGAUAUUAACCAACUUCCUGCCUUCAUUUUCCUUUAUUUUCUGCCUCCUAUAUGUUUAAAAGCCACAGUGAUGUGAUGAGCCACUUUGAAAUAUUUCACUCCCCCUCCUUCCUCCUGGUUGUCGAUCCUCAUCAUCAUCACUGUAAAAUAUUUAAUAAGAAGAAGAACUUUAUUUCUGUAGCUGAACGAAUGCUCAAGUGCUUAAAACCAAAGAACAGUUACAAUAAAAUAAGAGAUAAAAAAAAAUAACACUUCCUGUCUUGAAGUCUCCACACAGACCAGACCUCUCUGUGAUAAACACAGAAAAUCAGCUCUCAAGUCUUUUCAUGCAGUUUACAGUUUCAAACCUUCAGAUUUCAGUCCUGGUUGCUAUAGCGACACCUGUGGUCACUGCUGGUAACUGCAGAUGUGUUUUUAUAGGCUGACUCCGUUUAUUUAGUCUGUUCAAUCCUCUUCUUCUGACCCACAGAGACGUCUUCACCUCGGUGACUCUAAAUAAAUAAAUCCACUCUGUGUUUCAGCAGCAGGUUAAUGACACACCUGUUCUCAUGAUCAAUUACUCUGACUUUAAUUAAUCGUCUAGUUGAUAAAAUGUUUAAAAAAAAGAUGCGAAAAAAUGGAAUUUACAGUUUCUUAGAGGCCACAGUUUCAUCUGAACAACAGUUCAAAACAUUAAGAUUUUCAAUUUAAGGCUGCAAUUAACUUAAUCUGUCAAUUAUGUCCUCGAUUAAUUGGUUAGUUGUUUGUUCUAUAAAAUGUCAAA